Molecule: messenger RNA, 846 nt
Organism: Andrographis paniculata
Lineage: Eukaryota; Viridiplantae; Streptophyta; Magnoliopsida; Lamiales; Acanthaceae
Product: peptide methionine sulfoxide reductase B5-like
Exons: 3
Coding region: 16-606 (196 amino acids)
Biological process (GO): protein repair; response to oxidative stress
Molecular function (GO): peptide-methionine (R)-S-oxide reductase activity
Source: RefSeq, a predicted model, not a curated record
CUCUUAUAACCUUCCAUGACUGCAAAGCUUUCCCUUCCUCCUCGUGCCGUAAAUGCGUCUAAAUUCAUUGAAUUGCACUACCUACUCGCGCCUACUUUCUUCCACUUCUCGUCACUCGCUCACUUCCACCGUCACAAUCUUCGCACUAUAUGUACGCUCGGAUGUCCUGUCGAUCCGGUGGCAAAAUUCGAAAAAACAAAGCAGUUAAUGGCUUCGAAGCUUCAGAAAUCGGAGGAGGAAUGGCGAGCGGUGCUGACUCCAGAGCAGUUUCACAUUCUCCGUGAGAAGGGCACCGAGCGUAAAGGCACCGGGCACUACGACAAGUUCUAUGACAACGGUGUGUACAACUGCGCCGGCUGUGGGACACCUCUCUACAAGUCCACAACCAAGUUCAACUCGGGCUGCGGCUGGCCUGCCUUCUUCGAAGGCCUACCAGGUGCCAUCAACCGAUCUCCGGACCCUGAUGGCAGGAGGACUGAGAUCACGUGCACUGCAUGUGGGGGGCACUUGGGGCAUGUGUUCAAAGGCGAGGGCCAUCCGGUGCCUACGGAUGAGAGGCAUUGCGUCAACAGCGUGUCCAUCAAGUUUGUGCCGGCAUCGACCUAAUCGGGUUUCUUCGACAGGUAUGUGAAGAUACCCCACUACAUUGUCAAAAGGUUCUCCCUUAUACGCUUCACUUGGAUCGUUGGAUAUAAUGAAAUUUGUCGCUAAAUUGGUCGGAAAAAAUAAAUGUUUUGAGAUUUUAUUGAUUUCUUGAUCAUAGCGACAAUUGGUCGGAAAAAAUAAAUGUUUUGAGAUUUUAUUGAUUUCUUGAUCAUAUAUAUGGUUGAAAUGUUUCCUAUUCUC